ACGUCUUAUCUCCGCUAUCGAUCUCAUCGCCCCAAACUCUAACAUGCAAGUCAAGACAGUCUCUAAAGUCCACCUCCUAUUUUUAGAAACUCACUUAUAAACAACACACCCACUUCUCAUCGUACUCACAUUAACCCCCUCAAAAUGUCGGCCUAUGUGUCAAUAACUGUGUCACAGGACGGCUCCGGUGACUAUCUCACCGUACAGGAGGCCAUCGACGCCGUGCCUCUAUGCAACACGUGUCGCACUGUGAUUCGUAUCAGUCCCGGCACCUACCGGCAGCCGGUGUACGUCCCCAAGACCAAGAACCUCAUCACACUCGCGGGUCUGCGCCCGGAGGAGACUGUGCUGACGUGGAACAACACCGCCACCAAAAUCGAGCACCACCAGGCUUCUAGGGUGAUUGGGACUGGGACUUUUGGAUGUGGGAGUACAAUUGUGGAAGGAGAGGACUUCAUUGCUGAGAAUAUCACAUUUGAGAAUUCUUCUCCUGAGGGUUCAGGCCAAGCUGUGGCAAUUAGAGUAACAGCGGAUCGGUGUGCCUUUUAUAACUGCAGAUUCCUUGGAUGGCAGGAUACACUGUACUUGCAUUAUGGAAAGCAGUAUUUGAAAGAUUGUUAUAUUGAAGGAAGUGUAGACUUUAUUUUUGGUAAUAGCACAGCUCUUUUGGAGCAUUGUCAUAUCCACUGCAAGUCAGCAGGUUUCAUAACUGCGCAAAGCAGGAAAUCAUCCCAGGAGACAACAGGAUAUGUGUUCCUAAGAUGUGUAAUAACUGGAAAUGGAGGUGCUCCAUACACAUUACUGGGACGACCAUGGGGACCUUUUGGAAGAGUGGUCUUUGCAUUUACAUAUAUGGAUGCAUGCAUCAAACAUGUAGGCUGGCAUAAUUGGGGCAAAACAGAGAAUGAAAGAAGUGCUUGCUUUUAUGAAUACAGGUGUUUUGGACCGGGUAGUUGCCCAUCAAAUCGAGUGACAUGGGCUAGAGAACUGGUAGAUGAGGAAGCAGACCAGUUCCUCCAGCAUUCUUACAUCGACCCAGACCCCCAAAGGCCUUGGCUUGCUCAGAGAAUGGCCCUAAGAAUACCAUAUUCUGCAUAGAAGUUUAAAUCAGAAUUACAUGGGGCAGACCCCCAGCAAAUGAUAAGAGAAUAUAUAGAUAUCAUUCUAGGGUGAGUGAAUAAGAAAGCACACAGUUACAGUUUCAAUUUUGCUUUGCGAAGAUAUUGAAGGUAUUUCAUGGUGUAUUUUAAUUUAAGCUUCCUAGCAGAUGUAAGUGCGUGUAUGUUACAGAAUUUCAGUUUUGAUUUGGCUAAAUCAAUUUAAUGUUGCAGCAGGAUUGGUUUUCAGCUUUAAGAAAGUAGUAUAAAAACACGGCUCGCUGAAUGUGAUUUCUGUUCUUUCGAACUUAUAUCCAACUGAUGAAACUUGUGC
Messenger RNA from Fragaria vesca subsp. vesca, 1431 nucleotides. RefSeq names its product pectinesterase 31-like. The transcript has 6 exons. Gene Ontology annotation, biological process: cell wall modification. The record is from RefSeq and is a predicted model, not a curated record. Gene Ontology annotation, molecular function: pectinesterase activity. The coding region runs from base 145 to 1098 and encodes 317 amino acids. Lineage: Eukaryota; Viridiplantae; Streptophyta; Magnoliopsida; Rosales; Rosaceae.